Epinephelus fuscoguttatus (brown-marbled grouper) is the source of this 1440-nucleotide messenger RNA. It is a transcript of the gene gdf3, whose product is annotated as growth differentiation factor 3. The coding region runs from base 71 to 1213 and encodes 380 amino acids. The record is from RefSeq and is a predicted model, not a curated record. Gene Ontology annotation, biological process: SMAD protein signal transduction; BMP signaling pathway. Lineage: Eukaryota; Metazoa; Chordata; Actinopteri; Perciformes; Serranidae. The transcript is spliced from 2 exons. Gene Ontology annotation, cellular component: extracellular region. Gene Ontology annotation, molecular function: cytokine activity; growth factor activity.
AACAAACGCACCGCUGUCCGCAGGAGAAACCUUACAGGUGAGGAGCAGUCAGAGCUGGAGCAUAUCCAACAUGAGGCCACACGUGUCUCCUGUGCUGCUGUUAGCGGUGUGUGUCCUCGGUGUGUGUGCCCUCUCACAUGUGGAGGAGUUGAAGAGCCAGGAGCGGCUCUUCCUCAGCUCCCUGGGGCUCUCCGGGAGGCCUCGGCCGGCGGGGAGCCAGCAGACCCGGCGCCGCGUCCCCUCCGCGCUCUGGAGGAUGUUCCGGAGGUCAGAGAACAUCCAGGCCGAGGAGAGCGACCCCUGCACGGUGUCUGAGUACGGAGUGCGCGGCAACAUCAUCCGAUACGUGCAGGACCAAGGCAGGCUGGUGUCUGGCUGGAGCAGCAGCUGUCAGGCCUGUCUGGAGAAGCAGCUUUUCUUCAACAUGUCCGUCCUGCAGCCUGUGGAGCUGCUGUCUCUUGCUCAGCUGGAUAUCAAGUUCCACUGGAAGCCUGUCAGAUCGGCGGAGCUCCUGCAGGGGCCCCGGGCCCUCAGCGUGUCCCUGUAUAAAGUGAUUCGAGCCACGCUGAGGGGAGCCAAUCCCCAAGCUAACCGCAGGCUCCUGCUGUCCCAGUCGGUCCAGCUGCAGCCCGAGCCCACCUCCGUCACCAUGGACCUCACCUCGCUGGCAGAGAGCUGGCGCAAACCAGGACGCAACUACGGUUUGGUUUUAGAGCUGCUGCCUCUCAGCGCAGAUCCACAAGAGCUUCUUCCUUUUCACCCGGGGAACUCCCUCCCGUUAGACCCGGCCUUCACCCUGCCGCUGAUCCAGGCCUCGCUGGUCGCAGUGUCCCUCAACCCACACCAGUGUCGCUCCAGGCAGAGAAGAAGCGCCAUCCACCUCCCUGUGACACCCAGCAACGUGUGCAAGGCCCGCCGCCUCUACAUCGACUUCAAGGACGUGGGCUGGCAGGACUGGAUCAUCGCACCGCAGGGAUACAUGGCCAACUACUGCCACGGAGAGUGCCCGUUUCCGCUCAGCGAGAGUCUGAACGGCACCAACCAUGCCAUCCUGCAGACGCUGGUGCACUCCCUGGACCCACACGGCACACCGCAACCCUGCUGCGUGCCCAUCCGCCUCUCCCCAAUCUCCAUGCUCUACUACGACAACAACGACAACGUGGUGCUGCGACAUUACCAGGACAUGGUGGUGGACGAGUGCGGGUGCCGAUGAGGUCGGUGGAAAAUUCUGACUAUCGCAUAUCCACCAAGUCGUUUUUAAGCUUCUUGCUCCAAAGUCUUAUUUUCUUACUGUGAUUAAAUGUUUUCUGAUUUUUAGAUUAGGUUUUCUUGUACAAUAUUUCUACAAUUGAUGCUUUUAAAGAAUUUGUAAUUGUUCGUUCUCACAGAAAUUUUGACAUAUUUUUAAUAUGACAGCUGAUGUUAAUAAAAAAUGUAAUA